Molecule: messenger RNA, 2326 nt
Organism: Clarias gariepinus (North African catfish)
Lineage: Eukaryota; Metazoa; Chordata; Actinopteri; Siluriformes; Clariidae
Product: calcium homeostasis modulator protein 5-like
Exons: 2
Coding region: 66-935 (289 amino acids)
Molecular function (GO): monoatomic cation channel activity
Source: RefSeq, a predicted model, not a curated record
UCAGUUGCAGCUCGCGGCGGUUCGUUCACUGUAGCCUCGUGAUGAGUUUGUGUGUUUGAUGAACCAUGGCGCGUGACUCGCCGUUCCAGAACAGUCUCGACCCGGUGAGAAAGCUGCCGGUGAGGACAGGAGUGACCGUGCUGGUGACCGUGGUGUUGUUUAAGUGUGUGUUCUCGUGUCCGUGUGUGAGCGCGGAGGAGACCGCUCUGCACUGCUGGCUCUACCUGCUGCUCCCGGUCUCCGUCAUGGCGCUCGUGCUCAGCCUGGUGGACUCGCGGCUGCUGAGGCUGUGGCAGUGUUGCGCGUGCAGGUGCGGCGCGCGGGCGGAGGGCCGGUGCUGCUGCGCUGAUGGUUACUGUUACACCCCGAGCCAGUGCGGGGAGGAGGCGGGUUACUGCUGCUCCGUCACAGCGAGCUACGUGAUCAGGGUGUUGUGCGCCUCGGCGCUGUGGCUGGUGGUGGCGCUCAUGGACGGGGACUGGUACGUCUGCAUCCGCACUGUGACUGUGACCGGCAGCGGACAGGACCAGCUCGCCUGCAAGGACCUACCCAGUCCAGAAGAAGCAGAAGUCCUCAGGAGAUACAGCAGUGAGUCGCGGAUUAUUGCUUUGCUCAUCAUUCUGGGUCUUUCCCUCCUGCUGGUGGUACAUUCCUGCAUCAUGAGCAGACAGAAGCCAUACUACAAGUCUGUAUUUGAGGCGUACGUGGAGCAGGAGACGACAGCCAUGCUGGAGGAGAAGCUGCACGAGCAGGCUGUGGAAAGAGCGAAGCUUUUAAGUGAGAGUGUGUUACACGGCGUUCACAGCCGGCACGAGAACUGCGGACUGGAAGACGGAUACAUUCGAUACCAAGCGCUAGUGGAGACAGAGGAGAACAUGUGGAGGAAAAUGUCAAACCCGGCAUUCCAUCUUCUGGGAGUGAGGAUCCAUUCCUGAGGAAUCCGAGUCAUCUAUGUGUGAGAAAAUGUGCACUGAUAAACAACCUAAACCACUCGAGUGAAAGGAACCUGUUACAAACAUUUAUGACUUGUUUAUUGCUUUUCUCAGAUGUCACUUCGGUUCUAGACGUAAUGGUGUGACUUUCAUCGCAAAAAUGUAGUUUUCCUUAUUUUUUUGCUGAACCUUAAACACAAGAAUUUCAAUGAAAUAUGUCAUAUUAGAAAAACUUUCUAAAGACUUAGUGGUGUCAAACAGGUCUCAUAUGCAUUCUCACAACUUGUUUGAAAGGUUUAAAAAUAGUAUCAUUGAUUCAAUUAAAAAAGUGUCAUGGCAUGUUGUCUUGCUGAUUGAACACAUUUAGUGUUUUGAGAUGGUUGUCUACAUGUGGUUAGACAGUUUGACGGACGCAUCCCUAUAUUAGAGAUGCACUGAGAGCACUUUUAGUCAGACCACAUACAAGUAUAUUCAUCUGGGUACUUGCUGAUAAAGAGUAACAAUAUCGGUACCUGGCACCGUCCCAGGGUAUAUCGUCAACUGAACUUUUUGUAAAGGCGCUACGUCUGAGGCACAUCGCCAAAUACACUUGCUUAUAGUGUGUGAACCCUAAAAUCUAAGACUCUUUGUGAAGUAAAAUCCUCAUCAGUAGCUUCCCAACUUAAAAUGUUUUAUUUUUAUUUUUUUAAGUACAGAAAAAUUAUGUAUUAUUACACACCGUUGUGUUUACUAGAAAAUCCCUAUGCGUUACCAUACAGUGCCUUGCAAAAGUAUUCAUAUCCUUUGAACUUUCCACAUUUUGUCAACCACAAACGUAAUGGAUUUGGUUUAUAGGGAUUUUAUGUGACAAACACAAAGUAGCACAGAAUUCUGAAGUGGAGGGAAAAUGAUAAAUAGUUUAAAAAUUUUCACUCUUGUCCCAGGUUGUCCCCUGCUUUGUGCUCUCAAGUUUUUUUUGGUUUUUUGGAUCGGCCCCCUGUGACCCUACACAGGAUACGCUGUACACGAUCCCCUGGUUAUCAUCCCUACUAAGAACCGCAGGUUUAUCAUCAUAGAUCUUGUGAUUUAUCAUUAUCACAAUAUUGGUCUUUAUGGUAAUAUAUUGACAUUUUUAUCGAGUUGUAUGAGUUGCCUGACCUCUCAGCGAUCCCGGUUACAGUUUAAUGGCACGAUAACAUGAUUUCCAAAAAAGAGUUAAGUGAAUGCAGGAACAUGAUUUUAACAUUGGUUUAUCAGCUCAUUUUAUUUAAUGAGUAUAUUUAGUCCUGUAGUCAUAAUCAAAAUAUGCUAUUUCAUUUAUUAGAUAUAGACGUACAUGUAUAUCACAGAACAGCGAAAUGAUUAAUCUUGCUUUAAAAUGAGUUUCCAGAGUAACAAUAUAUUUAUGACUUUUU